AUGUCAUUAACACCCUCGAACGAGGCUCCGGAUGGAGAGAGGAGCCAUUCAAGUCCUGGGAGACUCUUCUCAACCGCCUGCCUAUCAUGUCGGGCAAAGCAUCUCAAAUGUGAUCGUCUGCAUCCUUGUAUCCGCUGUACAGCAUCAGGGGAAGAGUGCUCCUACGUUGCUUCCCGCCGCGGCUACAAACGAGCACGAAGUCGGACACCCCCGCCGCAUCUCGAAGAGAAUGUGUUGACAUCCCUUCUGGCCGCCCAGGCUGCAACACCUCUCAAUGGCGCUUUCUCUUCAGCAAGCAGCAGCAGCGGAGCCGCAUCCUCAGCCGUCUGCAGUAUUGGAGGAGCCAUGGGGAUGGAUCUCGCUUCUCCAAACCUGGUUUUGUCUGCCCCGACACCACUCGAUCAAGGCCUGUCACCUCAUCCGGCACAGCUGGUCAGGGUUAAUGAUAUGGGCUUCAAACUCACCAACGAGUCUUCAGCCCUUUCAGAUCGAUAUGUGAACUCUUAUUAUCAAAAUUUCCAUGCCUCUCACCCCUUCACACUACCGAAAAAGUAUCUGUUCCAAUUUACAAACUUCGCGGCACUGGAGCCGCUCCUUUGCGCCAUCCGCUGGGUAGGAUCGCUUUAUGUCGACAGGGUAUUCUCGCGAGGCCAACUACUAGAAGAAGCCUAUCGGAAAAUCAACGAUCCAAACACCCCGCAAGAUGGGCUCCUCGUCCAGGCCAUGUUGGUGUUGAUAGUGGGACUUGACGGGACACGCCAGCUCGAGGCCGCCAAGAAGCUGCUUGCUGAUGCCGGUGCCCUCGCCGUCAAGAUUGGGCUGAACUCGCACCAGUUUGCGAUCGCGCAUGGCAGGGACAAUCCCGUUGUGCAGGAGAGUUGGCGGAGGACGUGGUGGGAUCUGUAUGUUGUCGAUGGGAUGAUCGCGGGUGUCCACCGCGCAACCAACUUUGCGCUCUUUGACGUCCAGGCGGAUGUCCAGUUACCAUGUGAGGAAUGGGAAUACCAAUCAGGGGUAAUACCAGCGCCUAAAUCACUCGCGGACUUGGAAUCCUACGACUUUUCCGACAGUGAUCUCGAUGGAUUCUCCUCCUUCUCAUACCGAAUCCUUUGCUCGCGAAACCUCGGCAAGUUCUUCAGGUGUGGGCCGAUAGUAGGACCUGACGAUCUGAAUCUAUCCAGGAUGGAAGCAUUACUCACUCACUGGAGACUGAAUCUCCCCAACUCCAAGAAAGAUCCCGUUGCCAUCGACGGUACAAUAGAUGAGAUGAUGUUCCAGGCCCAUAUGAUGAUCAACGCCACCUCGAUCCUCGUCCACUACCCUCACUCCCAGCUCAACCCCUCCGCGACCAAGCGCAUCGACUCCUGCGCCCCGAGCCAGCCCGUCACGCCCGGCUUCACCUACAACUCCCACACCAGGCACGUCAUCAGCGCCGCCAACGAGAUAAGCAAGCUCAUCACCCCGUCGGACCUCCUCUGCCACACGCCCUUCUUUGUGUGUGUGGUGAGCAACGCGUCCAUCGUCCACAUCAAUAGGUGGGGAUCGUACAUGCACUCUGAAGAGGACGAUGUGUUUUUACGACAGCAGAUCAGUCUUAAUAUAGGAGCGCUGAAUAGACUGUCACAAGUCUGGGAAUCUGCUAGGGCAGCCAAGGAGCAGAUACGGAGUGUAGCGCAGGAGAUCAGCCAGUCGAGGAGACAGGAGGAAGACGAGAUACGAUCUGGAUUAUGGAGUGAGAUAUUGGGCGAAUAG
Clonostachys rhizophaga is the source of this 1752-nucleotide messenger RNA. NCBI's taxonomy places the organism in Eukaryota, Fungi, Ascomycota, Sordariomycetes, Hypocreales, Bionectriaceae. The record is from the annotation of a GenBank genome assembly.